Miscanthus lutarioriparius is the source of this 432-nucleotide messenger RNA. The record is from the annotation of a GenBank genome assembly. NCBI's taxonomy places the organism in Eukaryota, Viridiplantae, Streptophyta, Magnoliopsida, Poales, Poaceae.
AUGACGUACCUCGCCGUGGGGGGCUCCCGAGCAUGCACCGUCCUCGCCUCUGGCGCCACGCUCUGCUCGGGCACGGACGACAUUGGCACGGCGGUGAACGCCUCUGUCGCUGGUGCGCUACCAAGGGACCUCUUCGGGUAUGGCCUAGCCAUCGGCGACUCCCACGCAUGCGCGCUCCGCCGGCCCAACCACACCAUGGUGUGCUGGAGCCUCGGGGGGCCCACCACCACACUGUAUGAGCCGGCGCUCGGGAUCUCCUUCCAGUUCCUCAUCGCCGGCGGCAACUUCACGUGUGGCGUCGCGUCCAGCGACUACAACGUGUACUGCUGGUCCACGGGCGUCGAUGUCACGCCCGUGCCGCUGCCAAAGAUCCGCCCUGAUGUCUACGUCAGUGACGUCAGCGUCUGCCGCCGGGGACAUCAGCUCCUGUGA